UUUUUCAUUCAUUAAAAUUUAAUUGCGCACCAAGUGUUCGAUAAAAUGAACAAUCUAUAUAGUCUUUACUUUGUCUUUUUUAUUACAUCAUUGUAGUUCAAUUUCUUAAUCUCUGUACAAAUCUGUUAACUGAUUUAUUCUUAAACUCAAAUCCUUUAAUCAAAAAUUUUCCUAUAGUUUAGGAAAAGACCCAAUUCACUCCCCUCUUGGAUCAUUGUUUGGGCAACAGUAUGUAAACCACUAAAUCAAUCAGAUUUAUAAAUAUUAAUUAUAAUUCAGAAUUGACUUUGUAGGAUUGGAUCAAAUUGAUCAGAAAUCAACUAAUCCAUUUAAUAUUGAUACUUCAAGUGCACAUGGGCAAAUAUUGUUCUUAUUAUAAACAAUAAAGUGAUGUUUUUUCAAUAAUGCAAACCAACAAUAUACUAUACAUAUAAUCUCAUCUAGUCAACAUGCUCUUUCACCCAUGAGCAACAUGUUUCUUUGCUACAUCCACAUAACCCAAACUCAAUCCCUACAGAACUAAAAUCCUAUUCCAGUUAUUGAUCUACAGAACUAAAAGCCUAUUCCAAUUAUUUCACUAGAGAUCGAGAGACAUAGAGAUGAUGGCAACUAGCACAGUCAAAUUUCAGGCUCCUAGUGAAACCAGUUAUGACCGUAACACCGAACUAAAAGCCUUUGAUGAUACAAAAUCUGGUGUCAAGGGACUUGUAGAUGCUGGUGUAACAAAGAUCCCACCAAUAUUUAUCAAUCACAAACAUGACCAACCUCAUCAAAAACCUUAUACUCAGCUUGGCGACUUAUCGGGAACCAAACAAGGUACUAUUCCAGUUAUCGAUCUUGAUGGUGUUCAUAGAGAUGCAACCAAACGCAGAGAGAUCAGCGGAGAAGUUUUGGAGGCUUGUGAGAAGUGGGGUUUCUUUCAGGUUGUCAAUCAUGGAAUUCCGGUGAGUGUUUUGGAUGAGAUGGUAGAUGGGAUAUGCAGAUUUAAUGAGCAAGACACUGAGGAGAAGAAAAAGUGGUACACAAGGGAUGUCAAGAGAAAAGUGUUGUUUGUGUCCAAUUUUCUUCUGUAUACUUCGCCGGCUGCUGAUUGGAGGGACACUAUUUUUUGCUUUAUGGCUCCCAAUCCUCCUGAUCGUGAUGAAUUACCUGAGAUAUGCAGUGAUAUAAUGAUUGAUUACUCAAAGCAAGUGAUGAGAUUGGGACACACUGUCUUUGAACUAAUAUCGGAGGCCCUUGGACUCAACCCCAACCAUUUGAAGGACAUGGAUUGCGCGAAGCAACUUACCCUUGCGGGCCAUUAUUACCCUGUGUGUCCUGAACCAGAAUUAACUUUGGGUGCUAGCAGCCACACUGACGUUGCCUUCCUCACCAUACUUCUACAAGACCAGAUAGGUGGCCUCCAAGUUCAUCAUGAGAAUCAGUGGGUUGAUAUAACCCCGAAGCGUGGAGCUCUAGUAAUUAACAUUGGAGAACUUUUGCAGCUCAUCAGUAAUGACAGGGUUAAGAGUGUGUAUCAUAGAGUAGUGGCAAGACAUGUAGGGCCAAGAAUUUCAGUGGCUUCCUUUUUCUCACCAGUCCAGAGAGGAAAUUCCUCGAGAGUUUAUGGACCGAUCAAGGAGUUAAUAUCAGAGGAAAGUCCCCAAAUCUACUGUGAAACCUCUAUAAAAGACUAUCAGUCUCACUACACCUCGAAAGGGCUUGAUGGAGUGAGUUCAUUGCUGCAUCUGAAGUUGUGAAGUUGGCCCUAUAAUAUGGGAACUAGCUCCCCGUGUCUUGGAACCUUUUUUUUUUUUUGUUUCAAAGAUACCAGUCUUGGAACCUUGACCUGAUACUCGGGAGUUCAGACCUAAAGUCACUAAGACAAAGGUAGACCGGUAUGUGGAUCGUUGAAUUGGUGAUGCUUUGUUUGGUGUUGAAACAUUUGGCUUGUUUAAACAAUGUCCUGCUUUUAUGCCAUGCCUAUCUGCUAUGCGGAAUAAAGAGUUGCUUCUGUAA
Messenger RNA from Cornus florida, 1998 nucleotides. RefSeq names its product 1-aminocyclopropane-1-carboxylate oxidase homolog 1-like. Bases 600 to 1739 code for a protein of 379 amino acids. The transcript is spliced from 3 exons. The record is from RefSeq and is a predicted model, not a curated record. Lineage: Eukaryota; Viridiplantae; Streptophyta; Magnoliopsida; Cornales; Cornaceae.